AUGUCAAUGACGGCCGUCGCUUGUCCUCAUCUGUCUCAGAGCUGUGAGCUAUCGCUGCCCUGCUGUGCAGACGGAGGGUCGCCGUCGAGCGCCAAGGCCCACCAAGUCAACGGGGUCAGAGUUCAGCUGGAGAUGCAUGCACUCUGGCAGCAGUUUGACCAGCUGGGCACGGAGAUGAUCGUCACCAAAGCCGGAAGGAGGAUGUUUCCAACGUUCCAGGUGCAAAUCUCCGGGAUGGAUCCGACCGCCGAGUACGUCCUGCUCAUGGACUUUCUCAUUGUCGACGACAAACGAUACAGGUACGCGUUCCACAGCUCAUCCUGGUUGGUGACGGGACGAGCGGAUGUUGUCGCCCCGAGCCGGAUGCAUUUCCACCCAGACUCACCCGCCUGCGGAGCCCAGUGGAUGAAGCAGACCGUCUCCUUCGACACUCUCAAGCUCACCAACAACCUGCUGGACGACAACGGGCACAUGAUAUUGAACUCCAUGCAUCGCUACCAGCCGCGCUUCCACGUGGUCUACGUGGAUCCGGCUCCCAACAGCCACUUAAACGCGUACAGGAACUUCUGCUCUUUUUCCUUCCCCGAGACGCGCUUCAUGGCCGUCACUGCCUAUCAGAACCACAGGAUCACCCAGUUAAAAAUUGCCAGCAACCCAUUUGCUAAAGGCUUCAGGACGACGGACCCCCAGAACCGGGUGGGUUAUUCUGGACCCCUGGCAGUGUGGUGUCCACCAGAGGGCAGAGCUGAGCUGCUCUCCAGCAAACCUGGAGAGCAGAGCAUCUGGGGCUCAAAGACCACAACCGGAGAGGAGGACCCGGCUCUGUUGCUGGGGGAACCGUGUGGACUGUUUCACCACUGUAAAGACUCUGUGGGACUCACCAUGGAGGUGAAAGAUGGGGAUGGCGUGUUGGCAGCGGCUUCCUUCCUCCCUGUUCCUUCUUACUGGGACUGUCCGGGGUCAUCUGAGCAGAGAGGCAGAAGUCGUGCGAUAUUCGUGUUUAACUUGACGGUGGCGAUGCUCGCUGCUCCCGCAGCACAGAAGGAUGCAGCGGGGUGGAUGGAGGAGGAGGAGGAGAAGGUGAAAGACUGGAAGGCGGAGAACUGA
This is a messenger RNA of Cyclopterus lumpus (lumpfish), 1107 nucleotides long. Its product is annotated as T-box transcription factor TBX1-A-like. Lineage: Eukaryota; Metazoa; Chordata; Actinopteri; Perciformes; Cyclopteridae. Gene Ontology annotation, molecular function: RNA polymerase II cis-regulatory region sequence-specific DNA binding; DNA-binding transcription factor activity, RNA polymerase II-specific. Gene Ontology annotation, biological process: regulation of transcription by RNA polymerase II; cell fate specification; positive regulation of DNA-templated transcription. The transcript has 9 exons. Gene Ontology annotation, cellular component: nucleus. The coding region runs from base 1 to 1107 and encodes 368 amino acids. The record is from RefSeq and is a predicted model, not a curated record.